AUGCGGUUUUUACUCCUAUUUUUCGCAUUACUCGCCCUCGCCCUGGCUGAUUUAUUCACCGCCAUCGCCGAUAUGGAGGUGAGAAAAAGUGCAAAAAGAUUUCGACCACGGCAGGAUUCGAACCUGCAAUCUUCUGCUCCGUAGGCAGACGCGUUAUCCAUUGCGCCACGCGGCCAGUUGCUUGGCAGAGGGUGCCAGGCGCAAUAGGUCCUCGCGUCCUGGUUGCGUCAUAGUGUUAGGAGGGGAUUUUUUCGUAGAAUUUGAUUGUUUUACGUAAAUUUUUGGUAUUUCAGCACAUGUUGGGCGCUGAAAAGGACGUGAUGGGCGUUAUCGAUCAAUAUAUUGAGGCGGAAAGGGAAAGAUUGAACAAGUUGAGAAAGUAAGUUUAUAUGCUUUUUGAAAGAAAAUUAUAGGGUUUUCAAGAAAUUUAUUGAAUUUUAAGUCGCAAAAUUCACAAAUUCAACAAAAGCGAUAAAAAUUACAAUUUUAUUCAUACCAAGUUGUAAAAUGAGUGAAAUUUGGUUUCAUUUACAUUUACGGUAAUUUUUAUUUACUUAUGUAUUUUUUUUUACUUUUUACCUUUUUCUAAUUAAUUUUGAAAUAAUUAAAAGACCUCAGCAAUGAAAAUUGCGCUCACUGACAGUCGCACAAACAUUUGGUAUAUUUUUUUCAUCGGCCUUCCGCGGGCGCCGUCAAAAGUGACCCUCUCUUUCCCUGCCACCGACUUUUUCCGACUUGCGCGCCGCUGUAGUGUUGAAUAUGUUGACUUGCCGUUUUGAUACCUUUUUCCAGGGUCUUUCAGAGUUUAUCAAUUGCCAUUGUGAUUUUUCCAAUUUUUUUAUUAAGUUUUUGAGGUUUUGAACUACUCAAAUUGAGUUUUUUUGAAUUGAUUUUGAAGAAAUAAUGAAUUUGUUUUUUUGGUUUUUUUGUUGCUUUUCGGAAAAAAAUCGAGUUUUAAAAGGAAUUUUUUUCAAGUUUCAGCAGAUUUUUUUGGAAUUUUUUUCAAGAAUUCAUUGUUAUAAAUUCCUCUAUUUAUAUGAAUUUUUCUUAAAUUUAGUUUAGGUAGAGCGUUUUUUUAUUUUUGACAGUUUUUUUGGCCAACAAAUUUGUUAAAUGUUUUUUUCGAAUUUUCAGAACACAUUUCGAUAAUUCUACUCACAAUCUAUUAAUUUUACACUAAACUGAUCAUUCUCUCAGCUUUGCCGAUGAAUACUCGAAGAGAAACGCUCACGCCGAAGAAGUCGGCCCGGAAUUCGUCACGAAUCCGAUCAAUGCCUAUCUUUUGAUUAAAAGAUUGACGAGCGAGUGGAAGAAGGUCGGUUCCUGCGACAAAAAUCAAAAAAAGUUGAUAAUUUUAGGUCGAGGAUAUCAUGAGAAACAACGCGGCGGAGAAAUAUAUCAAAAAUAUCACCCAAAAUCGAGUCAAUAGCCAGGUUUGUCAGUUUUUUGAUGAAAAAUUCGAAUUUUUUCGUAUUUUUUGUACCUGCCAAAGCUCGAAGAACCUUAAAAAGUGGAUUUUUUUGAAAAAAAUGACUUUUUUUAGAAUUUCCUUUGAAUUUUUUUAAUAAAUUUCUUUUCAAGGAAGAAAAUUUUUUAAAAAAGGAUAUCACCAUAAGUACCAUAUUACCAUAAGAAAUAAAAACAUUUUAGCUUCAGGGUCCCAGGAGUGAGCCCCUAUAGGGACCACUUGAAUUUUACACCGGAAACACUUCUUUCUAAGUGCCCCCUAUAGGGUUUUGACGUUUUAGUGGCCACUAUAGUAGUCUAAUUAGUGGGCACUUAAGGGAUUAUCAAUUAGUGGCCCCUUCAGAGCCCUCUCCAAGUAGUCUUUGAGGAACCUCUAUACUGGCCACUGAAUUUUUCACAGUGCUUUUUUUUUCUUCCUAAACCCUAUAGGGACCACUAUGGCGCUUCUAAGACGAGCUAUUUUUCGAAUUACCGCAGAAAUCCGCUCUGCAUACACACCGUAGUGCAGCACCAGUCGAAAAAAACUUUAAUUUAUAUUUUUUUAAUUAAAAGAUAUUGAUUUGAAGGUCCGAUUCCCGCAAGAAGAAGACCUCAGCGGAGCCGCCACGGCCUUGCUCCGACUUCAGGACACCUACAAACUGGAUACCCAUGACUUGGCCCACGGAGUUAUUGACGGAGAGAAAGUCGGCAAGCCAUUGACCGCUCACGACAUUUUUGAGGUGAUUGGAGGAUUGAGAAAUGGAGAAAUAUUUGAAUUUUGAUUAGCUUAGAGUGUUCCCUAUAGGGGCGACCUCAGAGGUCCAUGUUUGAACAAGCGUUUUUAAAUGAAGUUAAAAGACCUCUAUAGGGAGCACUUAUGAUUCAGGGGCUAAGGAGUCAGACCCUGAACCCCUAUAGGGGCCACUCUGGAAUUCUUAAAGAAUGACUUGGAUUUUAUACCCUUUUUUAGUACAAAAAUAAGCUUUUUUAAGUUCAUUUCGUUGAUAUUCCGGACCAAAUAACAACCACGUUUCAAAAAAAGCAUAAAACUUAGGUUUAAUUGUCUUUUUCAAUUUGUUGGAUUUAGGUAAUUCGAAGCGAUUGGAUUCAUAAAACAAUAUAUUCUCAUUAUUGAUUGAUCGAAAAAAAUUCAAAUAAAUAAAUAUAAAUAUCCUCAUUUUUAUUUUUAUUUUUUUCAUUUAACAAAUAAAUAUCCUCAUUUAUGAACAAGAGUUUCAGAAAAAAAAAAAAUUUAUAAACUCCGCUUUUUAUAAAUUUUAACAGCUUUUUAGAUUAAUUUUUUUACUUUUUCGUGCUUAUUUUUUUCAAUUCGAAAUCAACUUAUUUGAAUUUAAAUCCAAUUUUAGCGCAUUCAAUAGCUUGAAAAAAAUGAGUUGAAGGGAAGUUUUUCAGAAAUUGAACAAACAAAAAAACUCAAUUUAGGAAGUUUGAACCUUAAAAUUUCAGCCAGAUUCUUAAAAAUUCAACUUAUUGAUGGCGUAAACUGAAUCUUGAUACUUGAAACCUUUAAAAAAAUAUAGAAUAAUUUAGAAAAAAGAAGGAACAUGAAAAAAAUUGGUCUUUUUAGAGAAAUAAAUUUCAUUUUUCUUUGCUAGAAAUGUAUAUUAUCAUGGAAUUUUUCUGGAUUUUUAUCAAUAUUUUUAUUCAAAUUAUCCAGGUAAAAGUUCAAUUUUUUUCGUUUUUCUUUAAUUUUUUUGUUUUUAAAUUUAAUUUUUUUCAGGUUGGAAGGGCCGCCUAUAAUCAACGAGAUUAUUAUCACACGCUUUCUUGGAUGCAGGUUGCUAUGAAUAAGGUAAUUUUUCAGUUCAAAAAACGGUCAAAAUUAAAAAAAAAUAGGAUUUCUAGAACCAUAUAAAAAAAUUCUUCAGAUUGAAAUAAUGUUAAUUUUCGGCGAAUGAACUAUUUUUUUGACCCUAUAAAAAGCUAUUUUCGACUUUAUUUCUUGUUUUUCUUUGUUUCCUGUUUCACGUUCGAGUUAAAAUAAUUUUUUUUUUUAUUUAAUUUGAAGAAAAGACCAUCCUUUUCCAGCUGGAGAACGAAGAGCCCAAAUCGAUGGAAGAAUCGGAAAUCCUCGAAUAUUUGGCCUAUUCUCUCUACCAACAAGGAAAUGUCCGAAGGGCCCUCAAUUUGACCAAAAGAUUGGCCCAAAUCGCUCCGAAUCACCCGAGGGCUAAAGGUAAAUUAUCAUGGGGUACUUAGGAACGCCAGAGUGGUCCCUAGAAGUGGUUAGGGACAAACAGGCCCUAUAGGGGCGGAAUUUAGGUGGUCCCAUUGGGAGUUCAGAAACUGAUCCUGAGCCCCUAGAUCUCAAGUGGUCACUUUAGGGGUCUUUUAACCUUUUGUUAUUAUUUAAAAGUUAAAAUGAAGUAUAGCAAAAGAGGUAAAUUAUCAUCAAUUUAAGGUACUUGGGGACGCCAGAGUGGUCCCUAGAGGGGUUAGGGGAAGAACGGUCCCUAAAAGAGAGCGAAUAGAACUACCUAGAGGGGUGAAAUUCAGGUUUUCCCGAUAAGGGUUUAGAAGCUUAUCCUGAGCCCCUAGAGCUCAAGUGGUCACUAUAGGGGUCUUACAAUUUUUCUGUUCAGAUCUCAAAGUUGAAUAGCCUUAUAGCAUGCCCCUAAAGGGGACACCUUUGCAAUCUUUAGUGACCCCUAUAGGGCGAGGUUAAGCGGUCCCUAGAGGGAACCUCCAAGGGCCCUCAAAAUUACCCCUCCAGGGACCACUCCGGCUCUCCUACUGUACAGUAGAAAGUGAAAAGAUGGGUUUUUCAAUUAUUUUGUGUAGAAAAACUUUAAAAAAGGUACAUUUUGAUGAAAAUUUUUUGGGAAAAUAGAACUUUAAGAAUGAUAAAUUUGUUCUUUUCAUUAUUAAGAUUUAUUUAAUAAGAUUUCCAAGACAUUUUUUGAAAGGAAAUCAUCGUUUGUUGGUUUUUCGUACAUAAAUCUUCUUUUAUCUGAAAAUUUUCGCAAUCAAAUUAACUUAUAUUUUUUUCUUUGCUUUGAAAAUGGGAUACGAUUGUGGAGAGAAAUUUUUUUUUUGAUGAUUUUGUAGAAAUCAAUUUUCAGGGAACGUAAAAUGGUACGAAGACAUGCUCCAAGGAAAGGAUAUGGAAGGAGAGCUGCCGCCGAUUGUCAACAAGGUAUUUUAUUUACAUUUUGAGGGGUCCCUAUAGGGGUUUGUUGUUUAAGGGACCUCUAUAGGGAUCCCUGAUUUAGAUAUGACCCUUGGCUCUCAAAGUUUGAGGGGUCUCUAUAGGGAUCCUUAUGAAACCCUUUAAAGGAACCCCUCAAAAGUCUCUCAGUUAUUUGUGUUUUCACUGGUUUUUUUCCCAAAAAAAAAAAAUCGUUUUGAGCUUCAUUUCUGUCGAUUUAACAGCAGAAAAAUGGAACCAACAAAUUUUGGCAAAAAAAUUUUCGACUUUUUUUUUUUGAAUUUUCAUCGAUUUUCUGUUGUAUAGUUCAAUAUAUACAACUUUUAGUUACUAAACUAUUUACUUCAUACAAAAGUAAGAACAAGAGAAAAAAACAAAAACUCAAUCGCCUGAUUGCGCAGAAGGGGAACUGUGAAGGUGGCCUGCACAUCUUAAUAAUGCGCGGCAAUUUGAAAUGGUAUAGAUUUACGGGGUGAAAUCUUGACACUACAACAUUUUCAUAGAAUUUUUAUGUGUAAAAUUUGUUGAUAUCCUCAUUUUCUUCCGAAAAAAGAUAAAUUUCAUCAAGGUAGACAUUUUCAGCGAGUAGAAAAUGAUGGAAUCGUUGAGCGAGACGCCUACGAAGCUCUCUGCCGUGGAGAAAUUCCGCCUCCCGAGCCGGAACACGCCAAAAAACUCCGUUGUUACCUCAAGGUUCUUCAAGAAUUCAAAAGAAGGUUGAAAUGAUAGGAAAAUUUCAGAGAGACAAGCCGUUCUUGAAGUUGGCGCCGAUCAAAGUCGAAAUCCUGCGAUUUGAUCCCCUGGCCGUUUUAUUCAAGGAUGUCGUUUCCGAUGAGGAAAUUGAAGUCGUCAAGGAACUCGCCACGCCAAAGGUACAGUCAAAUUAAGGAAAAAAAAAGAUGUGGAAAAUUUAAUUAUACACCUGCUUUUCCAUUAUGAAAUUGAGUUUUAUUUCAAAAUUCAGUAUUUUAAACGAUAAUUUUUCUUCAAAAAAAUUUUUUUGAUAUAUUCAGAUUUUUUGGAUUUUGUGUUCAAAAAUGAUUUCGCGAAAUAGACAAAAUCAGAAUUUCGGGAGUCGCUGAAAAAAUGGGUCCUACAACGAUUUAUUCAAAGAUGUAACUGUUUACGGUGAUUUUUACGCGCGAAUUCAAAAUUUCCUUGAAAAAGCCCUUGUAAUUUCAAAAUUUGGAGCUCUCGGUAUAUUUCGUUGUAAGACCCAUUUUCUCAAUAUAUUUAGUUUUGCCCAUUUUGCGGAAUUAUUUCGAACGAAUAACGCUUCUCAAGUACAAUGACGUCAUUUUAAAACGCUCUGUGGAUGGCUCUCUUUCUGAUUGGCUUAUGACGUCAUUAGGGGCGGAGUUUGAGCGAUGACUUGACUUUCAAAAUCUGAAAAAGCUUUAGAAGUUGAUAACUUUCUGCUUUUCGGCUUAGGAACUCCAGAGUGGUCCCUAUAGGGGAAGCCUUAGGGGCCCUUGACGGUUCCCCUUUAGGGACCACUCCUCUGUCCUUAUAGGAGCCACUAAAGCCCUAUAGGGAUUUAGUUAGUGACCCCUAUAGUGGACACGCUAAUCAAUUAUUUCUGCUCAAAAAUUCCUAAUUUUCUAUCGAAAAAAAAUCUCACCCUCUUGAAAUCAAUAGUUGGAACGGGCGACGGUCAAAGCCAGCGACGGCUCGCUCAUCACGGUUGACUACCGUAUCUCGAAAAGGUAUACUGUAUCCAACUGAUACCGUAACCCUGAAGUGUGCUGCCGUUGAAAAUGUCCUCCUUUCCAGCAAAAAAUGCGAAAAAUGAACUUCAUUCGUUACGACUUGAAAAAGUCUCUCUGCUUUUUUCGUGGUAUUUCCUUUUUUCUGUGACCUAUGAGAGAGAAAUGAGACGCAGAGAAGUCAUACAGCUGUAAGUCGUGACGAAUCUCGUUUUUAAGGGCUGUUUUCUCGUUUCUAUGACCCCUGGGGAGAGAGAAAAGAGACGCAGAGAAGUCAGACAGUUCUCUAAUAUGACAAAUCUCGUUUCUAUGACCCCUUUGGAGAGAGAAAAGAAACGCAGAGAAGUCAGACAGUUCGAUGACGUGACGAAUCUCGUUUUUACCUGCUAUUUUCUCUCGUUUAUAUGACUCCUCUGGAGAAAGAAAACAGGGAAAAGAGACGCAGAGAAAUCAGACAGUUCCAUGACGGGAAAGAUCUCGUUUCUGUGACCUAUGAGAGAGAAAAGAGACGCAGAGAAGUCAGACAAUUCCAUAACAUGACAAACCUCGUUUCUAUGACCCCUAUAGAGAGAGAAAAGAGACGCAGAUAAGUCAGACAGUUCUAUGACGUGAAGGAUCUCGUUGUCAUGAUCUAUGAGAAAAAAGAGACGUAGAGAGGUCAGACAGUUUCAAGUCGUGAAGAAUGAAGUACAUCAAGCAUGGCGUGAAAAAAAACUUCUUCCGUUGCUUUGAUUUGAUUUUUGAGUUUCGUGUCAAUUCAGCUCAAACGGGCCACCGUACAAAACUCAAAGACCGGCGAACUGGAGCACGCGACCUACCGUAUCUCCAAAAGGUAUACUGUAGCUUCCUCCCCCAAUGUUCCCUUUAUUAGAAAUCAUCAUUUUAUGAGUUUUAGUGUACUUACCUGUCCUCUACAGAGUAAUUUGCCGUAUAUGAUGUGAUUUUUUUUUUUUGAGUUGUUCCAAAAUGUGUACUUUUUUGCUUUAUUGAUGUACCUUUUUGUCGCGAAUUUGAAGAAAAACUGUUUUUUUUUUCUCAGCGCCUGGCUGAAAGGCGAAGAACACCCCGUCGUUGCCAGGAUCAACAGGAGAAUCGAGGAUUUCACCAACUUGAACCAGGCGACUUCCGAGGAGCUCCAGGUACAACAAAAUAUCAAAAAUCGGCUCGGAAAUGGUAUUUUUGGGCUGGAAACCUUGCCAAAAAUUGAGUUUCCUGAAGGGAAUUUUUUGGAAAUGAGGUCAUGUCGAGUAAUUUCAAAAAAAAAGUUUUUUCUGGCUUGAAAAAUAGUUUUCUUGUCACGCGAAUUAGGUUUAUCACUAGAGCGCAUUUUCAAUAGAAAAAUGGCUUUUCAGGUUAUUCUGUGCAGAAAAAUUCAGAAAUUCCUCUUUUUUUCGAUUAAAUUUGCGGAUAGUUUUUUUAUGAAUUUCAAAUAUAGAACGAAUUUUUCACAGUCGAAAUUUGGAAAAAAUUGCUCGAAUUAAAAAAAAAUCAUCUUUUUCGCGAUUUCUCUCUUUUUUUGGUCAUUUCGACUUUUUCAGAACGUUAAAAUUUCAGAUUUUUUCGAAAUUUCGAAAAUUUUUUUCAAUUCAGGAAUGCUUAGAGGUCUUAAAGCGCUUAAUUUUUAUUCAAAAAAAGGUUUAGAAGGUUUUUUUAACCAAAUUUUUUUGUUCACUAUUGACCAAAAAUUAUAUUUUUUUGGUUCAAAAAGUUCCAAAUAAGGUCUUAAAUAAGUUUCGACGUUUUUCUUCGCGCCUUGCGAAUUUCGGCCUUCAAAAUUCCCUCUGAACACUUCUAAAAAACAUUUCCAGAUAGCCAACUACGGCCUCGGCGGUCACUACGACCCGCAUUUCGAUUUUGCCAGGGUGAAUUAUUUUCAGUCAUUUUCCCGGGUUUUCAGAUCGCCAACUAUGGAAUCGGCGGCCAUUAUGUCCCCCAUUACGAUAUGUCUUUGGUGAGCGAUGCGGUUCAGAAAAAUCAAUUAUUCACACCUCUCGGAUUGCACUUUUUGAGUGAUUUUUGGUUGGAUUUCGUGCCGUUUCAGUUGAAUUUUUGGUUUUAACUCUAUUUUUCUCAAAUACUGAUCUUCAAGUUUAAAUUUAGAACAGUUAGAGAAUAUUUUCAUUUUUAAAAAUUUGAGAUUAUGCUCUUUUUUAAGAGAUUAUUCAGUUUUAAUUUGGUUUUUUUUUUCAGUUAUUUCACUUAUUUUUUUCGGAAUCUAGAGCAUUGUCAGAAAUGUCAAGAAACCUUUUUUUGACGAAAAAUUGCUGAAAAAAGAGUGUGGAUAACAUGGAGGGUGCCUGACAGUAAGAGAUGAUUUUUUCGGUCUGACAGUUUCCAUCUUCUCCGUCAUCUCUAGGAAAAAUUUCGAAAAAAAGUUUUUUUUGCAUAAUUUUGAGAAGAUAAAAUUUUUUAAAUGAUCUUUUGAACGAUUUAAAAAUUUUCUGACAGUUCUCUGGAUUUUCUCUACUUAGGAACGCUAUAGUGGUCCCUAUAGAAGCAACUUUAGAGGUCCUUGAAGGCCCCCCCCCUCUAGGGACCACUUUACCUGUCCCUAUAGGGGCCAAUGAAGCUUGCAAAAUUGACCGAUAUGCCUUUUUAAUGUUCAAAUCUAAACAAAAUGGUAAAAGACCCUAUAGGGACCACUCAAGCUUCAGGGCGUGAAGGCCGGACUCUGAACCCUAUAAGGAGCACUUUUUGAACCAUAUAGGGGCUAUUUUUCCCCUAACCCCUUUAGUGACCACUAUAGCGCUCCUAAGUAAACCCUCAAAGAUAGUUUGAAAAAAAAACACUCGAAAAAUUUGAAAACUUCCAGAGAGGUGAAAAAGAGCCGUACCGGGCGAACGGUAACCGCAUCGCCACCGUAUUGUUCUACGUGAGUUUCCAAGAUUACCAACUAAUUUUGGGUAUUGUAGAAAGAGGAGAAGAAUGCCUUCAAGAGCCUUAACACGGGCAACCGAAUCGCAACCGUUUUGUUCUACGUGAGGAUUUAUAUGAACUUUUUUUUCUUGAAAAUUUGAAAAAAUUCGUGAGAAUCGUCGUUUUUUGUGUGUGAAAAGGGGUGUGAAGAAAUAGCCGCGUUUUUUUUUUGCAUGAUUACCGUUUCAAAUGGCUUCUAAAAUUGAGUUUGGCAUGGUAUUUCGUUCGACUCUGUGUGGACGUUGAAAAAAAAAUCUGCUUCUUUUUUUUUCAUCUGCGAAUGAUUCCGGAAGAUUUUUAAAAUCCACUUUGACUUUUUCAGUUUAAAAAAUUUGAGAGGCUUUUUUUGGUGGCCAAGUGUGCUCUGUAGACAAAAUAAUCGUCCAGCAUGAUUUGUUUUUUUUUUGAUUUUUUUCACCUCGGUUUGCAGUGAAAAAACGACGAUUCCUAUGAACCUUAUAAAAAAAAUAUCGAAAAGAGCAUGCGAUUACGGUGACCGCAUUAGUCAUGUGUAUGGGGAAUGAUGAAAAUGUGAAUUUUUUUUAUCUUCAAAUUUUGAUUUUCGCAAAAAUUCUUUGGUGUCUUUAGCAUGUAAUUUUGCAAUUUUUCAAGGUUUUGUUUUAAAUUUAGAGCAUGAGUUACAUCGAAUUCAAGAUUUUUCAGAACUAUUUCAUCAUUUUCAGAAGAAUUUUGCUAGAGAAAAUGUAGAAAAAGACGAAAUUUUCAGUCCGAAAACUUGAAAAAAUCAAUUUUUUUUUAACGAGCCCUAAAAAGAGUGCGGCAUUUGCAGAUGAGCCAACCGGAAAGGGGCGGAGCCACCGUUUUCAAUCAUCUCGGAACGGCCGUUUUCCCGUCGAAGAAUGAUGCCUUGUUCUGGUACAAUUUGAGGGUGAGGGCUCAAAUUUUAUCCAGAAGAAAUUUGACGUCAUCACUAGGUCUCAAAACUUUUUGAAGAUCAAUUUGCAGCUCUCAAAAGAUUAAGCAGACCAAAAAUCGAUAUUUUCAAAUUGAGCAGGUCAAUUUGCAGCUCCCAAACGAUUAAGCAGACCAAAAAUCAAUAUUCACAAGGAUGAGCAAGUCGAUUUGCAGCCCCCAAAAGAUAAGGCAGACCAAAAAUCGAUACUUUCAAAUUGAGUAGGUCGAUUUGCAGCCCCCAAACGAUUAGGCAGACCAAAAAUCGAUACUUUCAAAUUUAGUAGGUCGAUUUGCAGCUCCCAAAAUAUUAGGCAGACCAAAAUUCAAUAUUUUCAAAUUGAGCACGUCGAUUUGCAGCUCCCAAAACAUUAGGCAGACCGAAAUUCAAUAAUUUCAAAUUGAGCAGGUCGAUUUGCAGCUCCCAAAAUAUUAGGCAGACCAAAAUUCAAUAUUUUCAAAUUGAGCACGUCGAUUUGCAGCUCCCAAAAGAUUAGGCAGACCAAAAAUCGAUACUUUCAAAUUGAGCAGGUCGAUUUGCAGCUCCCAAACGAUUAAGCAGACCAAAAAUCAAUAUUCACAAGGAUGAGCAAGUCGAUUUGCAGCCCCCAAAAGAUAAGGCAGACCAAAAAUCGAUACUUUCAAAUUGAGUAGGUCGAUUUGCAGCCCCCAAACGAUUAGGCAGACCAAAAAUCGAUACUUUCAAAUUUAGUAGGUCGAUUUGCAGCUCCCAAAAUAUUAGGCAGACCAAAAAUUCAAUAUUUUUCAAAUUGAGCACGUCGAUUUGCAGCUCCCCAAAAAGAUUAGGCAGACCAAAAAAAUCGAUAUUUUCAAAUUGAGCAGGUCGAUUUGCAGCUCCCCAAAACGAUUAAGCAGACCAAAAAAAUCAAUAUUCACAAGGAUGAGCAAGUCGAUUUGCAGCCCCCAAAAAGAUAAGGCAGACCAAAAAAAUCGAUACUUUUCAAAUUGAGUAGGUCGAUUUGCAGCCCCCAAACGAUUAGGCAGACCAAAAAUCGAUACUUUCAAAUUUAGUAGGUCGAUUUGCAGCUCCCAAAAUAUUAGGCAGACCAAAAUUCAAUAUUUUCAAAUUGAGCACGUCGAUUUGCAGCUCCCAAAAGAUUAGGCAGACCAAAAAUCGAUAUUUUCAAAUUGAGCAGGUCGAUUUGCAGCUCCCAAACGAUUAAGCAGACCAAAAAUCAAUAUUCACAAGGAUGAGCAAGUCGAUUUGCAGCCCCCAAAAGAUAAGGCAGACCAAAAAUCGAUACUUUCAAAUUGAGUAGGUCGAUUUGCAGCCCCCAAACGAUUAGGCAGACCAAAAAUCGAUACUUUCAAAUUUAGUAGGUCGAUUUGCAGCUCCCAAAAUAUUAGGCAGACCAAAAUUCAAUAUUUUCAAAUUGAGCACGUCGAUUUGCAGCUCCCAAAAGAUUAGGCAGACCAAAAAUCGAUAUUUUCAAAUUGAGCAGGUCGAUUUGCAGCUCCCAAAACAUUAGGCAGACCAAAAUUCAAUAAUUUCAAAUUGAGCAGGUCGAUUUGCAGCUCCCAAAACAUUAGGCAGACCAAAAAUCAAUAUUUUCAAAUUGAGCACGUCGAUUUGCAGCUCCCAAAACAUUAGGCAGACCGAAAUUCAAUAAUUUCAAAUUGAGCAGGUCGAUUUGCAGCCCCCAAACGAUUAGGCAGACCAAAAAUCGAUACUUUCAAAUUUAGUAGGUCGAUUUGCAGCUCCCAAAAUAUUAGGCAGACCAAAAUUCAAUAUUUUCAAAUUGAGCACGUCGAUUUGCAGCUCCCAAAAGAUUAGGCAGACCAAAAAUCGAUAUUUUCAAAUUGAGCAGGUCGAUUUGCAGCUCCCAAACGAUUAAGCAGACCAAAAAUCAAUAUUCACAAGGAUGAGCAAGUCGAUUUGCAGCCCCCAAAAGAUAAGGCAGACCAAAAAUCGAUACUUUCAAAUUGAGUAGGUCGAUUUGCAGCCCCCAAACGAUUAGGCAGACCAAAAAUCGAUACUUUCAAAUUUAGUAGGUCGAUUUGCAGCUCCCAAAAUAUUAGGCAGAUCAAAAAUCAAUAUUUUCAAAUUGAGCACGUCGAUUUGCAGCUCCCAAAAGAUUAGGCAGACCAAAAAUCGAUAUUUUCAAAUUGAGCAGGUCGAUUUGCAGCUCCCAAAACAUUAGGCAGACCAAAAUUCAAUAAUUUCAAAUUGAGCAGGUCGAUUUGCAGCUCCCAAAACAUUAGGCAGACCAAAAAUCAAUAUUUUCAAAUUGAGCAGGUCGAUUUGCAGCUCCCAAAAGUUAAAAUUAAGCAGGGCUAAGCUGAAUCUCUAGUGCAAAGAGUGUUGUGUAAAAAAAAAUUUUUUGAUUAUUACAUGGACAGCAUGACGUCAUGUUAGGCUUUUUGUCAUAAGUUAAAUUAAUGACGUCAUUUUUAAGCUCAUAGUAGUCAUUCAAAGGGAAAAAUUAAUCUUUUUGUUUCAGCGAAAUGGAGAUGGCGACUUGAGGACUCGCCAUGCCGCUUGUCCCGUACUUAUGGGCGUUAAAUGGGUACGUUUUGGUCAUCUACAGUUUGGGGAAAAGUAUUGAGCUUUACUGAGAAAAAAAAAAUGAUUCUGAAAAUUUUCACAACUGAAAAUACACAGUUAGGAGAAGUUUCGGGUUUUUUAUUUAUUUUUUUUGAUUGAGAGACCUACCGUAGAACAAUAUAUAGCUUUCAAGGUGAAAAAAACCUGACUGUACCUUUAAAAUGCGAUCACUUUUUGCAGGUCUCCAACAAAUGGAUCCACGAACGAGGCCAAGAAUUCACCCGCCCUUGCGGAUUGGACGAAAAUGUCCAGGAAAACUUUGUCGGCGAUUUGUCCCCUUAUGAAAACUCACCAUAA
Molecule: messenger RNA, 13012 nt
Organism: Caenorhabditis auriculariae
Lineage: Eukaryota; Metazoa; Nematoda; Chromadorea; Rhabditida; Rhabditidae
Source: the annotation of a GenBank genome assembly